AUGGACGGUUAUCCAUCUUAUCGACGUAGAGACGUAGACAAUGGUGGUCAAUCAUAUGAAUUGCGUCUGUCAAAUGGUGUGAGAGUAGAUAUUGAUAAUCGCUGGGUAGUUCCAUAUUCGCCAUUGCUGUGCAAAACCUACAAAGUGCACAUAAACGUUGAACUAUGCAGUUCGGUGAAGUCUAUCAAAUACAUUUGUAAGUAUGUUCACACGGGUAGUGAUAAAGCUAUAUUUCCUGUUCAAAAUGUUAACGACAAUAACGAAAUAACACGUUAUCAAAUGGGUCGAUACAUAAGUAGCAACGAAGCUAUUUGGCGCAUUUUUACGUUCCCUAUACAUGAAAGGGAUCCUGCUGUUAUACAUUUGGCUGUGCAUCUUGAAAACGGACAGCGUGUUUACUUUACAGAAGAAACUGUACUACAACAGGCUUUGACGGCUCCAAAAACAACUCUUACUCAAUUUUUUAACCUUUGUAGUCUACAAGAUGCUGUUGGUCAAUUCGCAAGGACGUUGAUGUACACUGAUGUUCCUAAAUUUUUUACAUGGAAUAAACAAUCAAUGAAUUGGGAACCGCGGAAACGAGGUAUUCCAGUACCAGGAUUCGCUGAUAUAUUUAUGACAAAAACUUUAGGUCAAUUAUAUACAGUUCAUCCUAAGCAACGCGAAUGUUUUUUUUUGCGUUUAUUACUGGUUAACGUCCCUGGACCGACGUCGUUCCAAUAUUUGCGAAAAGUCAAAGGUACUUCAUACGACUCUUUCUUCGAUGCGUGUCGUGAGUAA
Molecule: messenger RNA, 780 nt
Organism: Eupeodes corollae
Lineage: Eukaryota; Metazoa; Arthropoda; Insecta; Diptera; Syrphidae
Exons: 1
Coding region: 1-780 (259 amino acids)
Source: RefSeq, a predicted model, not a curated record